AUGUCCAGCGCAGAGCCGCUGGGGCGGCGGCGGCUCGGGGUGGGGGUCGGAGUGGUGGUGACCAGCUGCGAGCAUCCUCGUUGCGUCCUCCUGGGGAAGAGGAAAGGGUCCUUUGGAGCCGGCAGUUUUCAGCUUCCGGGGGAUCAUGUGGAGUUCGGUGAGACCUGGGAAGAAUGUGUGCAAAGAGAAACCUGGGAAGAAACAGCUCUUCACCUGAAAAAUGUCCACUUUGCCUCCGUGGUGAAUUCUUUCUCUGAGAAUUCUUACGUCACCAUAUUAAUGAAAGGAGAAGUAGAUUUGACUCAUGAUUCGGAACCAAAGAAUGUAGAACCUGAAAAAAAUGAAAGUUGGGAAUGGGUUCCUUGGGAAGAAUUUCCUCCAGUAGACCAGCUCUUCUGGGCACUCCGAUGUUUAAAAGAGCAAGGCUAUGAUCCAUUUAAAGAAGAUCUGAACCAUCUGGUAGGAUACAAGGGAAAUAAUCUCUAGGU
Messenger RNA from Sciurus carolinensis (gray squirrel), 488 nucleotides. RefSeq names its product nucleotide triphosphate diphosphatase NUDT15-like. The record is from RefSeq and is a predicted model, not a curated record. Gene Ontology annotation, molecular function: 8-oxo-7,8-dihydrodeoxyguanosine triphosphate pyrophosphatase activity. Gene Ontology annotation, cellular component: cytosol. Gene Ontology annotation, biological process: dGTP catabolic process. Lineage: Eukaryota; Metazoa; Chordata; Mammalia; Rodentia; Sciuridae.